AUGAUUCUUUCGCCCAACACAACGCCAGCGUUAGUGAAAAGAAUUUAUGAAAUUUCGGCUCGAGCCAAACAAUUGAAAACAUUAUUGCCAAUCGCUACAAAAAUUGUGGAUUAUGAAUUGAAUGAAUUGAUGUAUCAAGUGAGAAUCGCUGUCGCAGGAUAUUUAAAAACAAGUAAUUUGGAAAAGGAGAUUGAAAAAGAACAAGAAGCUGAAGAAAAACAUGUAAAAAUACCCAAGCAAGAAGAGGCCCCUCUCACACAAGAUCCAUUCCGACCAAUAGAUACCACUCUGGAGGUGACAUCAGUCGAGCCCUACCAUACAAUGUUGUUGAACAAGUUUAUGGUAAUUCCAGAACAUUUGUUAAUAAUUACGAAAGAAUUUAAGCCUCAAACAGAACACUUGACAAUGGAUGAUUUUAAAUCUGUUGUCACUACUUUGAAACAACUUCAUGAAGGUAAUCAAGAUGCUGACGAUUACAUUUGUUUCUACAAUAGAGGACUCUAUUCAGGAGCUUCACAACCACACAAACAUAUACAACUCAUUCCAAGACGUGAAAGAAAUGAAGCAACUUUGGAAUGGACUCCCAUUGAGAAUUUUCCUCUUCCCAGACAAUUUGACAUUCAUGUUUCCAAGUACCCAUCGACAGUGACCGAUUUCAAAGAUUUCUCAUUUUUGCAUCAAAUUAGAUCCAUCAAGCAUUGCUUUGAAUUCAGUGAUGACGCAGCAAUUGUGAAAGCUCUCUUUGAAGUUUAUGUAUCCAUGUUGAAAGAAUUGGAUAUGUAUGAAGACAGAGUGGUCAAAGAUAGCGAGGAAAGAGUGUUAAAAAUUCAGUGCAACGCAGGAGAAAUUUAUGAGAUUAGUCUUUGUCCAAAACGAUACCCCAGCUACAACUUGCUCUUCUCUAAAAAGUGGAUGGUUCUUGUACCAAGAAGAAACGAAAAUUAUAUGGGAAUUUCAUGCAAUUCCUUGGCAUUCCUGCAUGGAUUCUUUGCCAAGACGGAUGCUCACUGGGAGCAUUUAAAAUCAGAGGUCAAAAUUCCCAAGCUUUUGGAAUAUUUGACAUUCCCAUCACAUCAUGAUCAUGCAACAAGUGCUAAUAAAUAG
Messenger RNA from Naegleria lovaniensis, 1104 nucleotides. RefSeq lists its product as uncharacterized. Gene Ontology annotation, molecular function: ATP binding; ATP:ADP adenylyltransferase activity. Bases 1 to 1104 code for a protein of 367 amino acids. Gene Ontology annotation, biological process: nucleotide metabolic process. Lineage: Eukaryota; Heterolobosea; Eutetramitea; Acrasida; Naegleriidae. The transcript is spliced from 2 exons. The record is from RefSeq and is a predicted model, not a curated record.